UUUACAUGCACCCAGCUCGUGCACAGCCAGCCCAGGAGGCCACAACGGUCAAGAGCCGAGGCAUCCGAGGCGUAGCAGGGCCCCACGCCACGCGCCGGACGUGACAAAACCGCCCGGCUUCCCUUCCUUCCCCUCGCCCACCAAAUUCCCCCUCGCGGUCCCAAUCACUGACCAGCUGCGGCGGCCACGCCAAAAACCACACUCUUUCGCUAGCUCACUCCCGGGUCCUGAUCCCCGGGGCGCGUCGGCAUGGCCUACUCCAAGGGCGUCGGCGGCGGCGGCGGGGGGAUGUCGGCCGUGGACGCCAUCCUGGCGGAGGCGGCCGAUCUGGUGGCGCUGGAACAGAUCGCCAGGCUCAACACGGCGCACCUCGACGGCUCGCCGCUCCCGUCCAGCCUCGAGUCCCGCUUCCGCAAGCUCAAGUCCCUCCCCACCGCCCCCGCCCCGCCCGCCAAGACCCUCGGCCGCAGCGCCACCGCGCCGCUGCCGCCGCACCAACUUCGCGACGACGAUCCCCUUCCCCAGGCGCCUGCGCGUGCGAGCCAGGAACUGCGUCCCGACGACGCCCCGGGAAAGCUGAACUCUCCGCCGCCGGUGACCACCGUCCCCGCUGUUCGAAAGGAGGACGAGGAUGACGAGGAAGAGGACCUGGAGCGGCUCUUCGGGCCAGCACGGCGCGGCCGGCCGACGCUGCGGGAGCGGAACAGGGGGAUGGACUCCGACGACUCCCUAUCCCCGCCGCCGCCGCGCCAGGCGUGCUGCUUCGGCUUCUCCUCCUCCCCCAAGAAACCCCCGUCGACGAGGCGCAAGAAGAGCCACCCGGAAGGAGCAGGAAACGACGUUCUGGGCCUCGACGCCGACGAGUGGGGCGACGAGAACAGGAGGAUGGUCACGGAGCUCAAGGCGCAGCAGCGGAAGAUGAAGGAGGCCCUGGAGGAGCAGGUCAAGGUCAGCAGGGAGACGGCUAAGAUGGCGCGGUGGGUCAAGCAGGCCUCCGCGCGCAUGACGCACACGGCUGCCAUUGACGACUUGCUCAGCGACAUCGACGACGAGGAGGAGCUCAAGUGAAGCAGAAAUCUGCUUUGCUUUUGUCUUCCGCAGCUUCUGCUUUUAUCUUUGGACAAACUAUGAAGAUGUUUAGGUCAGAAUACAUGAUAGUUUAUAUAUGGGUUGAACUUUGGAGAGAAGAAUAUAAAUUCUGCAGUUUUUGUAUGAGAUUAGACCAACAGAGAUGUAUGAAUGAUUCUAAUAUGUGAAGUGUCAA
Brachypodium distachyon (stiff brome) is the source of this 1264-nucleotide messenger RNA. RefSeq lists its product as uncharacterized. The record is from RefSeq and is a predicted model, not a curated record. NCBI's taxonomy places the organism in Eukaryota, Viridiplantae, Streptophyta, Magnoliopsida, Poales, Poaceae. The coding region runs from base 250 to 1068 and encodes 272 amino acids. The transcript has a single exon.